This is a messenger RNA of Suillus bovinus, 717 nucleotides long. RefSeq lists its product as uncharacterized. Bases 1 to 717 code for a protein of 238 amino acids. NCBI's taxonomy places the organism in Eukaryota, Fungi, Basidiomycota, Agaricomycetes, Boletales, Suillaceae. The transcript has 2 exons. The record is from RefSeq and is a predicted model, not a curated record.
AUGGACUACGCCCUUUGCAAGGCUGCCCAGCACAACAUGGAAGGCAUUACCAGGGCUGUCACCUUUUAUGACAUCAACUGUCAAUACAACAAGCACCUUCGGGUUUGGGUGGAUCAAAGCCAAUUUCUUGAAAUGGUACCGGAAUUGACCAUCAUUCCCGGCAUCGGUUUGUGGCACAUGCAUGGACAUCAAGACAGCUGCUAUGUCCAAUAUGUGUCGAAUUUCAUUGAAGGCAUUGGCCAGAUAGAUGGAGAGAUCAUGGAGACUCUCUGGGCACGUCUCAACCUAAUUUCUCCCACUGCUCUGGGAAUGUCAUCCCCUCAUCGACAGGAAUGUCUCGAUUUUCAGAUGAACGAUUCCAACUUCUGCAAGAUGAUCUGCAUGAAAAGGACCCUUUGCCAUAAAUACAAGCAGGCAAAAAAUUGCAUCGCUGAAAGUGAAAAGGCUUUCAACAGACUCAAUGAAGCAGCACCCGCCAAUUUGAAGACAGAAUGGUUGGCCAAUGAGAGGAUUGCUCAAUCCAGCAGAAUAAAUGAUCCUGCUGGCGAUGGAUGUUUACGAGAUAAAUAUCAAGAAGGCGAAAAGGAGAUCGAACUUAGACUGCUAGAGCAGGGUAAUGCCCAUAAUGCAGCACCAUCUUGGAGAUCUGUGGUGACAUGGAUAUCUAUGGGGUUGGCAAUCGAGGAGGCUCAAAUUGCAUUGCUCAUCGAGGUCUGA